Sphenostylis stenocarpa is the source of this 1359-nucleotide messenger RNA. The record is from the annotation of a GenBank genome assembly. Lineage: Eukaryota; Viridiplantae; Streptophyta; Magnoliopsida; Fabales; Fabaceae.
AUGAAAGCUGGCAACUCCUGGCUUUGGGUCCCGUCCUACUUUUCUCUUCAAUUGCCCCCUUUCUUGGUUCUCACUUUCUUUCAAUUAAUCACCGAAAACACAUCUUUAGAUGGAAAAGUCUGUAAAUUAAAGGUUCAGACGCAUAAGGUCUGGCCAUGCCCUGUCCCCACAUACCCCCCCAUAGUCGAUACAAAAACUGUCAUCAAUUCCCUUCAAAGUCCAAAACUUGCACCAUUUAACUUCUCCAAUUUCAUCAUCAACUGCCAAAAGACAAACGCGUUAUCAAGCUGGCACUCGCUCCACUCACACCAUCCCCAUAAUUUGACUUCAUCACCAACCCACUAUAUAUAUCCACCAACACUUCUCUCUUCUCCACCAAUUCACCAAACAACAAUUCACCUCUUGUUUCUCAAACAACAUAAACAAAUGGCAUCCCUUACAUCUUCAUGCCUUCUUUUCACCCUUUUUCUCACUAUCUCCAUUCUUCAGCUGAGUUCAGCCAGGAGACUCACUGGCUCAGACACCCAAUUGCAAUUCCAAUACCACAAAGGCCCUCUCCUCACAGGCAAAAUCUCAGUUAACCUCAUUUGGUAUGGCAACUUCAAGCCUUCCCAAAAAGCCAUCAUCACUGACUUCAUCACCUCCCUCUCCUCUCCCAAACCCGUCACCGCCCAACCAUCCGUCGCCACGUGGUGGAAAGCCACUGAAAAGUACUACAAAAGCUCAUCCCCCAAACUCGCCCUUUCCCUGGGCUCUCAAAUCGUGGAUCAGAACUACUCCUUAGGCAAAUCUCUCACCACUAAUCAAAUCCUCAAGCUCGCAGCCAAGGGUCCACAGGCCAACGCAAUCAACGUGGUUCUCACGUCCGCUGACGUGGCAGUGGAGGGGUUCUGUUCCAGUAGGUGCGGAACUCACGGGUCCUCCGUGGGGGCGCGCGUGAACGGGAAGAGGUCCAAGUUCGCGUACAUCUGGGUGGGUAACUCUGAAACCCAAUGCCCGGGUCAAUGCGCCUGGCCAUUCCACCAACCCAUUUACGGUCCCCAGAAUCCACCUUUGGUUGCACCCAACAACGAUGUUGGUCUCGACGGCAUGAUCAUCAACGUGGCUAGUCUCUUGGCUGGCACUGCCACCAACCCAUUCGGGAACGGGUACUUCCAGGGACCCAAAGAGGCUCCCUUGGAAGCUGGUUCCGCCUGCACUGGGGUGUACGGUAAGGGUGCGUACCCCGGCUAUGCAGGGAACCUCUUGGUGGACCCCACAACUGGUGCCAGCUACAAUGCCAAUGGGGUCAACGGCAGGAAGUAUCUGCUGCCAGCUCUGGUUGACCCUAAAACCUCAGCUUGUUCAACGCUCGUGUAA